This is a messenger RNA of Schistocerca nitens (vagrant locust), 2002 nucleotides long. It is a transcript of the gene CDC50, whose product is annotated as cell cycle control protein 50A. Gene Ontology annotation, cellular component: endoplasmic reticulum; Golgi apparatus; plasma membrane. The record is from RefSeq and is a predicted model, not a curated record. The transcript has a single exon. NCBI's taxonomy places the organism in Eukaryota, Metazoa, Arthropoda, Insecta, Orthoptera, Acrididae. The coding region runs from base 364 to 1461 and encodes 365 amino acids.
GUGAGGUCGCGUCAGGCGAAGGAAGGCGUUGCAAGGUAACGUGAAUGCCGUGCUGCCGAAUGCAUGCCAGUAUCGUGUUUACCUCUCGUGCUAAAUUCGAAUUGAACCAAGUGACAGACGUCGUUCUUAGUGCUUGAUUUAGUACGGUCGCGUGUGAAUGUGUUUGCGACGAGAGCAGAAAGUGAAGCAGUAGAGUGCCAAAUCUGGCCUGGGGCCAAGGUGAAAGCACUUGCGUGCAGUGACAAACAAUUGCUGCGUUAUUCCCACUGUUCUGGCUACAACGUCGCCUGUGUCACAGGCAGUGAAGGUAACGUGGAUUUUACCUCUCUGGCUUAAAGUACGCAGCACAGCACGGACCCACCCAUGAUGACUAAUAUCGACGAGGCGGUUGUAAAGUCUAAGCGACCUGCAGACAGCGCCUUCAAACAGCAACGGUUGGCAGCAUGGCAGCCGAUAUUGACAGCCGGCACAGUGCUACCAACGUUCUUCGUCAUCGGCAUCGCCUUCAUCCCUGUCGGUAUAGGUCUGCUGCACUUUUCGUACGAAGUAAAGGAAUUCACACUCGAUUACACCGAGUGUAAGGAAUACCUGCCGGACAAGCGAGUACACGGCUCAGAAAGGUGCUCCGACGUCAUCGACAAGAACCGGACAUGCAUCUGUCAAGAGGACUUCACACUCACCGAAGAAUUCGCCGGCAAGGUGUACAUGUACUAUGGGCUGUCCAAUUUCUACCAGAAUCACCGGCGGUACGUCAAGUCGCGUGACGACAACCAGCUGUUGGGCCAACUCGAUCAGCCUCCUUCCAAGGACUGCAGCCCGUACGAUUACACGAACGACACUACCAACAAAAUGCCUAUAGCCCCCUGCGGUGCUAUCGCCAACUCACUCUUCAGUGACAAACUGACGAUUCUUUCACACCGGAUGGACAAUCAGGAAGUCCCAAUGCUGCGCAAGGGAAUCGCCUGGCCGUCUGACAAGCAAAUCAAAUUUCGCAACCCACCUGCACCCAACGGAAACUUGUCUGCAGCCUUCCAGGGUUACGCCAAACCCCUCCGCUGGGCUAAACCUGUCUACGAGCUCGAUCCAGACGACCCGGAGAACAACGGUUUCCAGAAUGAGGACCUCAUUGUGUGGAUGAGAACUGCAGCCUUGCCCGAGUUCAGGAAGCUCUACCGCCUCGUCAACCAUAAUGCUACCGGCUACGUCGAUGGACUACCUCGUGGUAACUACACUCUAAGAGUUCAAUACAACUACCAAGUAAACGCCUUUAAUGGCACCAAAUACAUGAUAUUAUCAACUACGUCGCUACUAGGUGGGAAAAAUCCGUUUCUUGGCAUUGCCUACAUAGUCGUAGGAUCCGUCUGCCUUUUCCUGGGCAUAGUGUUCCUGUUCAUCCAUGUAAAAUGUGGGAAGAGCACCUCGGAGAUGAUAAACGUAAAUCCCAGGACUCCGUAUCAGUAGAUGUAAUAUGGACAGCGACAUAAUUUUCUGUAAAACAGAAGAUCUCAUUGAUGUUUCUGUGUGUGCGAGUUUUUUCCUACGCGGUGGUGCUAGCAAAGCUUUAGCAGUUGCAGGAGGCCUUUCAGUUUUUAGUAACUCGCUUACAGUGCUCUGUUUAUGUACAAAAGCAGCAGCCUCUUAACGAAAUUUGAUUUCAUGUAAUUAGGUGCAAAGUCCAUUUAUUUGCUAGAGUGUUUAAAUAAUGUUGAAUUUUAAUAAUUCUUCGCUACCUCGGCCGCAUCUAAUGUGUGUUAUUCGUGUUAUGCACAGCAUUCUGUGAUAGACAUAUGCAAGAUUGAGAGCUUUUAUUUCUCAACCAAAGUAUUUAAUUUUACUACAGAAGUAUUAAGUAUUAUAUGGUUUGUAUAUAUGAGAGACUGCUCUGUGCAGCAAUGUUGCAUUUUGUAACUGAAAUUUAAUGUUUCUAAAUUCUGAUAGUGUAUUUUUGUUUUAUAUAUUUGUGAAUAUACUUGUUGAAAAUAUAAAACAAUGCCACAAGCCA